Molecule: messenger RNA, 2216 nt
Organism: Oreochromis aureus
Lineage: Eukaryota; Metazoa; Chordata; Actinopteri; Cichliformes; Cichlidae
Exons: 4
Coding region: 359-2008 (549 amino acids)
Molecular function (GO): GTP binding
Source: RefSeq, a predicted model, not a curated record
AGGAACCAGAGUACAGUAGAGCAGAACUUGCGCUGUCUUCCUGAUCAGAGACGUUGCCAUUUUAGGAGUUUUUAAAAGACUGAUCUGAAUGUAAGCCAACAAAUCAUUUCAACUCUGUGGCUAAUGGCAAGGAGCCUAACAGCGUAAGAGGAGUUUUUUUUUUAAAAGACCAGUUUGAAUCCAAACCAAUAUAUCUCAACGUCUAAAAGCACGUGACUGAGAACAGAUCAGGGGCUGAAAGAAACAUCUUAACAACACAAGAACCUGACUGCGCAGAAGCCACUAUAUUUGUUCCUGAAAGAAGAAAAAUUUAGGUCUUUGUAGUGAAUUUAAUAAUUGACGUACAACAAAACAGAAAAUGUUUAAAGGGCCCAAAACGCUUUCAGAUGCUAUUAAAAAAAUUUGUGAACAAUCAGAAACCAAGACAGGGUCUCUCCCUAUUUAUAUAAUUCCACUGAAAAAAAAUGAUUUCAAUGUAGAUGGAUGUAGACGUUUCACUUUUGGGAAAGAGUCCAGUAAACCUAAUCGCACCAUAAUGGUUCUUGGAGCGACGGGUGCAGGGAAGACAACGCUCAUCAAUGGGAUGAUCAAUUACAUUUUAGGUGUUAAAUGGGAGGAUCCAUAUCGCUUUAAGUUAGUUGAUGAGGGUCAGUCAAAAUCACAAGCUCACAGUCAGACCUCUGAAGUCACUGUGUACAAAGUCAACCACCAGGAGGGAUUUCAAAUUGAGUUCUCUCUGACCAUUGUGGACACUCCAGGCUUUGGAGAUACAAGAGGCAUAGAAAGAGACAGAGAGAUCGUAGAGCAGCUACGUAACCUCUUCUCUGCUCAGGGUGGUGUCAGUGAAAUCGAUGCUGUGUGUUUUGUAGCUCAGGCUGCUUUAGCACGACUCACACCAACACAAAAAUAUGUGUUUGAUUCAGUGCUCUCAAUCUUUGGCAAAGAUGUGGCAGAAAACAUCAGGGUUCUGGUGACAUUUGCAGACGGUCAGCGACCUCCAGUUCUAGAGGCGAUCAAUGCUUCAGGAGUCCCAUGUCCUAAAUCAGAAGACGGACUGCCGGUUCACUUCAAAUUCAAUAACUCAGCGCUGUUUGCAAAUAACAAAUCAGUUGAGGCAGAAAGCAUGAAUGAUGAUGAUGGUGAAGAAGGAGGUUUUGAUAAGAUGUUUUGGGAGAUGGGCACAAAAAGCAUGAAGAGGUUUUUUGCUGCUCUGAAUAAAAUAGAAACCAAAAGCUUGACAAUGACAAAGGAAGUCCUCAGAGAAAGAAAGCAGCUCGAGAAUUCAGUUGAGAAUCUGCAGAAGCAGGUGAAACUUGGGUUAGCCAAGCUUGAGGAGAUAAAAGAGACGAGUGAAAAACUUAGAGAACAUGAAGCAGAGAUCAGCAGAAAUGAGAACUUUGAAUUUGAAGUUACUGUCAGAAAGCCUGUUCAGGAGGACAUUUCUGGCACUGGAAACUACAUCACCAACUGUCAGCAGUGUCAUGUCACCUGUCACUACCCUUGUGCCAUAGCAAAUGAUGCAGAUAAAAGUGGCUGUGCAGCAAUUGGGCCAAAUGGAUAUUGUACAGAGUGCCCAGGAAAGUGUGUUUGGAAUAUACACUUUAAUCAGAAGUACAAAUGGGGCUAUAAAGAUGUUAAAGAAAAAAGAACAAUAAAAGAUCUGGAAGAAAAGUAUCGGGAAGCCAAAGGAGAGAAGAUGACUGUUCAGAAAGUGAUUGAUAAACUGAAGGCUGAGUAUAAAAGUUUGCAGGCUGAGGUGGUGAAACUGAUGGAGAGAUCUUCCAAGUGUCUGAACAGACUUAAAGAGAUAGCACUGAAGGCAAACCCUCUGUCCACUCCAGAGUACAUCGACAUGCUUAUUGAAGGAGAGAAAUCUGAGGCCAAACCAGGCUGGAAGCAACGAGUUCAAUCUCUGAUGUCCAUGAAGGAAAAAGCAGAGACAAUGGCUAAAAUAGAGGAAGGCAAAAAUCUCCUGCGUCAUCAAGAAUCACUUGAUGUUAAUGCUUAGCCAAAUCCAUGAAACAGCACAUAGUCACAGGCAGUCAGAUAAUGAUAGAGGGUAAAAUCACAGACAGCUGCAGCAACCUUUGAAUGAUUUUAAAGUUUCACCACUUUUUGUAUUUAUGAUUCUGAAAGUUUAGAAAGAAUAUGUAUUUGACCUACUACAAGCAACUUCAAAGUUAAAUAAAACACAAUAAAACUCAUUGUUUUUUUAA